Psammomys obesus (fat sand rat) is the source of this 1977-nucleotide messenger RNA. RefSeq names its product solute carrier family 22 member 1 (gene Slc22a1). Bases 159 to 1829 code for a protein of 556 amino acids. Lineage: Eukaryota; Metazoa; Chordata; Mammalia; Rodentia; Muridae. The record is from RefSeq and is a predicted model, not a curated record. Gene Ontology annotation, biological process: transmembrane transport. The transcript is spliced from 11 exons. Gene Ontology annotation, cellular component: membrane.
GGUUAUUCCUGGUUGGUUGCCUUCCAGAGGUAUCAUGCUUGGGCAGCAACUUGAUUUCAAGCUGCCACAGUUCCGAGAGCUUUAAAUGAGGCACCGUAUGAAGCCCUGGUGGCAGUCCACAGCAGGUCUGGCUAAACGGGUGAGGGCACGACCCAGCCAUGCCCACCGUGGAUGAUGUCCUGGAGCAGGUUGGGGAGUUUGGCUGGUUCCAGAAACAAGCCUUCCUGUUGCUAUGCCUGAUCUCAGCUUCUUUAGCUCCCAUCUACGUGGGCAUCGUCUUCCUGGGCUUCACCCCUGAGCACCGCUGCUGGAGUCCCGGGGUGGCCGAGCUGAGCCAGCGAUGUGGCUGGAGUCUGGCAGAGGAGCUCAACUACACAGUGCCGGGCCUGGGGUCUGCGGACGACGCCUCCUUCCUCAGCCAGUGCAUGCAGUAUGAGGUGGACUGGAACCAGAGCACCCUUGACUGUGUGGACCCCCUGUCCAGCCUGACUGCCAACAGGAGCCGCUUGCUUCUGAGCCCCUGCCAGCAUGGCUGGGUGUACGACACUCCUGGCUCCUCCAUCGUCACUGAGUUUAACCUGGUGUGUGGAGACGCCUGGAAAGUGGACCUUUUUCAGUCCUGUGUGAACCUGGGCUUCUUCGCGGGCUCCCUGGUGGUGGGUUACAUUGCAGACAGGUUUGGCCGUAAGCUGAGCCUCUUGCUGACCACUCUGAUUACCUCCCUGUCAGGCGUGCUGACAGCUGUGGUCCAAGACUAUAUCUCCAUGCUGCUCUUUCGCCUGCUGCAGGGCAUGGUCAGCAAGGGCAGCUGGGUGUCCGGCUACACCUUGAUCACAGAGUUUGUCGGCUCUGGCUACAGAAGAACCACGGCAAUCCUGUACCAGGUGGCCUUCACAGUGGGGCUAGUGGGGCUCGCCGGGGUGGCCUACGUCAUUCCGAACUGGCGCUGGCUUCAGCUGGCAGUCUCCCUGCCUACCUUCCUCUUCUUGCUGUAUUACUGGUUUGUCCCAGAAUCCCCGAGAUGGCUGUUGUCCCAGAAGAAAACCACCCAAGCAGUAAGGAUAAUGGAGCACAUUGCUGAGAAGAAUGGGAAGUUGCCUCCCGCUGACCUGAAGAUGCUCUGCGUUGAGGAAGAUGUCUCGGAAAAGCUGAGUCCUUCAUUCGCCGACCUGUUUCGCACUCCCAACCUGAGGAAGCACACCCUCAUCCUGAUGUAUCUAUGGUUCUCUUGUGCUGUGCUGUAUCAGGGCCUCAUUAUGCACAUGGGGGCCACAGGUGACAACAUCUACCUGGACUUCUUUUUUUCUUCUCUGAUGGAGUUCCCCUCGGCCAUCAUCAUCCUUGUCACCAUUGACCGCAUCGGUCGCAUCUACCCAGUAGCGGUAUCAUACCUGGUGACAGGGGCAGCCUGCCUCCUUAUGAUCUUUAUCCCACACGAGCUGCACUGGCUGAAUGUCACCCUGGCUUGUCUUGGCCGUAUGGGAGCAACCAUCGUGUUGCAGAUGGUCUGCCUGGUGAAUGCUGAGCUGUAUCCUACAUUCAUCAGGAAUCUUGGGAUGAUGGUAUGCUCUGCCCUGAGUGACCUGGCUGGAAUCUUCACGCCUUUCAUGGUGUACAGGCUGAUGGAAGUUUGGCAGGCCUCGCCCCUCAUAUUGUUUGGGGUUUUGGGCCUCACUGCUGGGGCCAUGACUCUUCUUCUUCCAGAAACCAAGGGUGUGGCUUUGCCUGAGACUAUUGAAGAAGCGGAGAACCUUGGGAAGAGGAAAUCAAAGGCCAAAGAAAACACGAUUUACCUUCAGGUUCAAACAGACAAACCUCCAGGUAACUGACUGGGACGCUGUGCCAGGAGCUGAGUGGCAGAGAGGAAGCAAGACUCACCAUUUGGAGGAUUCCCAGAAGCCUUCACCUUCCCGUACUCGUCUAUGUAUUCACCAGGUUCCAAAUGAAUUAUCAACCCUAAAGGGUUUUCUGAAAGCA